GUCAUCUCAAAGGCCUCACGACUGUUCUCCAAUAUCAUCUGUGCCAGCUCACCGGCCAGGCCCGCACCAUGACCGCCAGAUUGGUGCUAUGUCUAGGUGACCUGUUUAUACCAGACAGGGCGUCAGAUAUCCCCGCCAAGUUCAAGAAGCUCCUCGCACCCGGCAAAAUAGGUCAAAUCCUCUGCCUGGGCAACAUAACCGACAAAGACACAUACGAGUUCCUCCGCGGUCUCGCUCCUGACCUACAGAUUGUCAAAGGCGACUUUGACGUCGACGCCCCCAAUCUCGCGCUCCAGAAAGUCGUCACGCACGGAUCGCUACGCAUUGGCUUCGUACAUGGCCACACCAUAAUACCGCCCGGAGACGGCGACAGUUUGCUGAUUGCAGCGCGGCAGAUGGAUGUGGAUAUACUGCUAUGGGGCGGAACACACAAGUUUGAGGCAUACGAGAUGGAGGGCAAGUUCUUUGUGAAUCCCGGGAGUGCAACAGGUGCGAUGACUACGAAUUGGUGGACAGAAGAGGAAGACCCUACGCCAAGCUUCGUGUUGAUGGAUGUACAAGGAGACGUGUUAGUAUUAUACGUAUACCAGCUACGCAAGGACGCCAACGGGGUGGAGAAUGUCGCGGUAGAAAAGGUCUCGUUUAGAAAAGGUGGUGCAUCAUAGGAGGAGGCGAUGGUCAAUCUACAAUGGAAUGCCACUUGUGUGCGUACUCGGCGCAUACUACAGUCAUCCGCCGCAUGUUGCUCAAGGUGUUCUAAACAUAGCUUGUGAGAUGACAAGCUGCAGGACCUCCUCUGAUCCAUGAGACUGUUCCCCAAGAUGGCUGACCUGCUUGUGUGCUCUCUAUAGAAUGAAUGGCAAGGUCGACCAGGACAACGCUCCCGUAUACUGUGCCGAAGCCGGGAGGU
Messenger RNA from Pseudovirgaria hyperparasitica, 910 nucleotides. Its product is annotated as retrograde transporter. Gene Ontology annotation, biological process: retrograde transport, endosome to Golgi; intracellular protein transport. The record is from RefSeq and is a predicted model, not a curated record. Gene Ontology annotation, cellular component: endosome; retromer complex. Lineage: Eukaryota; Fungi; Ascomycota; Dothideomycetes; Acrospermales; Acrospermaceae. The transcript has 4 exons. Bases 69 to 665 code for a protein of 198 amino acids.